Silurus meridionalis is the source of this 2122-nucleotide messenger RNA. It is a transcript of the gene vrk3, whose product is annotated as VRK serine/threonine kinase 3. Bases 259 to 1728 code for a protein of 489 amino acids. Gene Ontology annotation, biological process: signal transduction; peptidyl-serine phosphorylation. Lineage: Eukaryota; Metazoa; Chordata; Actinopteri; Siluriformes; Siluridae. The transcript has 12 exons. The record is from RefSeq and is a predicted model, not a curated record. Gene Ontology annotation, molecular function: protein serine/threonine kinase activity; ATP binding. Gene Ontology annotation, cellular component: nucleus; cytoplasm.
GUUGACACGUGACGCAAUGUAACGACAAAUACUCAAAAUGGCUGACUGAUAACUUCUGUGAACAGCGAAACCGCAUUUGAGCAGGUUUAUUCACAUUUAUUUAAAGAACAGUCUGGGUUUUUUUUUUUAACUGGUGUGGUCCAUUUUAUUCUGUGAUUUGAGUGCAGUUUAAGAAACCGGACGCAGGAAAUUGUUAAUAGUAAUGAGAAUUAUUGAUUGUUUUGAUUAGACAAUACCCACCAGUUGUUCAGUUCCAUUAUGGCUUUCCAAUACUGCCCACAAUGCGGCUCAAAACUGCAACCUGGCUUCAAGUUUUGUCCUUCCUGUGGCGAGAAGAUUCCCAACCUGGUAGAUUUUCCUGAAACAGAGCUGUCUGGAAUAUCUAAUGCAGUGCGGAAACUCAGCACUCAGGUGGAGUUGAAGACUCAAGACAUUACCCUGACAGAUUCUUCCAGUGAUCCAUCCUCCUCCUCCUCCUCCCCUUCCUCGGCACUGAUUAGUUUUCCGAACAGGUCCAAACGCAGAUCAGCCGUCAGUAAAACCUACAGUCCGUCCACACCACCUAAACCUGCAGCAAACAAGACUGAAAAAUCUGAAUGUUCUCACACACAGCUUAUAAACUCCCCUAGGAUUAUAGAGCAGAAUCCUGUCCCGUCGCCUCGGAAACGAAAAGCAGCCCUGGACGGUGAAGUGGAGGAAGAGCAAAAGAAAAUAUUAUCUCCACCUCCUAAGACUCCACCCUCAGGUAAAGGAAAGCGGUCGAAGCGACUGUGUGCUCUGGAGCCCCUGCCAGAAGGAAUGGAGUUUUGUGACCAGUCAGGAAAGAAAUGGACACUCAGGAAGCUGUUAAGUCAAUCAGACAUGGAGCUGACAUACGAAGUGCAACAGGGUGGAGUACGGAGCUCAUCUAAUGACUCAAAACACAUAGUGAGGCUGGGUGCCAAAGAUGGACAGCUGUAUAAGGAACAAAAUUUUCUUCAAAGAGCUGCGAAACCUGCUGCAGUGGAGAAAUGGAUGAAGAAACUGGGUUUGGAUUUCCUUGGAAUUGCUACAAGUGUUGGUUUUGGUGUUCAUGAAGCAUACAGGUUUUUGAUAUUUCCUGAUAUGGGCUGCACUCUGCAGUCAGUUCUGCACACACAGAGUCCUAGUGAGAGAGAAGUCCUGCAGCUGGCACUGCGAUUAAUAGAUGCUCUGGAGUUUAUCCAUGAAAACGAGUACGUUCACGCAGACAUCCAUGCAGGAAACAUCUACAUCAGCACACGGGGACACACUCGGGUGUUCCUGUCGGGUUUUUGUCACGCAUUCCGCUUCUGUCCCGGAGGAAAACAUGUAGAAUAUCGGGAAGGCAGCCAGAUGCCUCAUCAGGGAAACAUCAACUUCAUCAGCGUAGAUUCGCACAAAGGGGCCGCCCCAUCUCGGCGCAGUGAUCUGCAGUCUCUGGGUUUUUGUUUGCUCUUCUGGUUGACUGGCGAUCUGCCCUGGAGCCUAAACACUCAGUCAGGGUCUACAGUUUCUGCUAUGAAGGAGAGGUACAUGGCUGAUAUUCCUGCAUUAAUGAAAUACUGUUUUAAAAAGAAAAAAGCUUCAGGUGCGUUACAGAGCUACCUGUCUCAGGUGAUAAGUCUGCACUACACAGAGAAGCCAAAUUACUCUGUGCUAAAACAGGAGCUGGAUGAGGCUUUACAGAAGCUGGGAGGAACAUUAGGAGAAGCGCUGAAUCUCCGCUAAAAUGAUUUCUACACACUGAUGUCUAAACACGGAUCACCAUAUCAAAACUUUCUGUACAAAUAAAUACGAGUGAUUUAUUUUUUAUUUUAGGUAAAGGCAGAGUGGCACGUGAUGCCUCUCAUACCAGAUUGGAUUUUACAAAUAAAUAAUUAGAUUUUAGACAGAAUUGUAUUAUUAAUAUUUCUACAAUGUUUUAAGGGUGUGUUUUAACGUUUUACAUCACAGGGCCAUAAUCGACUUGCAACUUAUUCGUUUUAAAGUUAAAACCAUUGAGAUUUGACUUUUUGUUCACUUUUAGUUUUUAGCACUGUCACAGUUGUUGAAAUUUCCUUUUUAAUAAGUUAUUAAUGAUUUGUGUGUGAAUUUUGACAAUAAAAUCGUUUUUUAAAAGUUA